Molecule: messenger RNA, 843 nt
Organism: Hydra vulgaris (swiftwater hydra)
Lineage: Eukaryota; Metazoa; Cnidaria; Hydrozoa; Anthoathecata; Hydridae
Source: RefSeq, a predicted model, not a curated record
AGAAAUAAGUAUAUCAAGAUGGCAGAAAGAUACCCGAGCGAAAAAGUUAAAAAAACGUUUGUUGUUUGUGCUCUCCACACUGGGCACAUUGCCAUUAUUCCGCGGCCAUGGUUGUAUAAAGUUUGUGGAAUAUGGAAAUGCCGAUGGACUUCCUCCUUGGAAAAAACUAAAAACUACAGUAUAUUUAAUCCAAACUGGAGAGAGUAUGAAAUUACAAAAAUUUAUGCUAAGACAGAUACCUUUAACAAAGCAGAAAGUAUUCAAGCAGACCAAUCUGGCAAGUCUGAUGGAUCAGCGGUAACACUGACUGAUGUUGAAAAUUCUAUAACUUCAGCUACAAUACCGCUUGGUGCUACACCUUACAAAAAAAGAUUAAGAACGCCGCCAAAUAUAGAUAAUAGCUCUGAAGAAUUUGGAAAGAAAAUAAUGAAAAUUAGAACAAGAAACAGUUCUCCUGUCUAUAAAGAUUAUAGUGAAAGUGAUGACAGCGAACAAUCAGAUUGCAGCAAGAAUUCACAACAAAUAAAAUUGAAAUCACUUCCUAACUUUCCACUGCUUUUAAAAGAAAACCAACCUACAGCAAGCCUAAUGACAAUGAAAAAUAAAGAAUCCCUUCAAUCUGUAAGCGCAAAUGAAGUUAAAGUUUCAAGUACUAUUAUGCAACCAAGACAUGAAGCACGCAGUUUGGAAUUGACCAACUUUGAGUUGUCAGACAUUUCAGAACAAGAUGACUUAAAUUUAAAGGACUCUUCUGUGAAUGAUGACGAUUCACUGCAGUCACUGUUAAAGAAAUUACAUGUUAUUACUCUAAAGUCAUAUCAAAGCAUUAAAGAAUUAACUUAA